CCGUGAACGCAGCACGACGGAAGAUUCCCCGUCCGGCCGCUCGGGAGUGACCUGACUUGUAGUUUCGGAAAAAGGAAUUGUGCGAACAACAGGCUACUAAUAAUUCUCGAGUUGCAAAUAUGACAGAAAGUGCAAAUAGAAAAAUGAAGAAACACCCGGUAGGCGAGAUGUCGGUCUUCGAACGAUCAUAUUCUAUGUAGUGACAGAUGAUCUUAUUCAUAAGUGCAAAACUUCCAAAAUCCUCGAAAACAGAAAUGAGAAACCACUGGGCGAAAACAUGAAACGAAACAUUUCCUUGUAUGAUAAACAAAGUGAAAGGUGAAUUACGAUUGUGAGCCUUACGUCCCCCUUGUGAGUGUAGGGAAAGAGUGAAUACUUGGAGAGUACAAAAAAUAAAGCAAAAUGUUUUCCGAUUCCCGAUCUUCACUCAACGGGUCGACGAUCUCCAUUCCGGGGUCAAUCGUCAGCGUUCGAUCGGGGGCAGAAAGGGAAGGGGAAUUAUGCAGGUGUUCCCCAAAGCUUGCCGCUUCCCCUCCCCUAUUCUAUCCGACCCCGAUCCCCAUGCCUUGUACCCCACCUGUUGGCAAGCCGCCUCAAAACACCCCCCCUACUGCCAGAACUAUACUAGUGCAAUCUCCGUCGUCAAUGCUGAUAAGUCCCCCUAUGGCUUCGUCGCCUCAGCCUUCUCUGAAUUCCUUCUUCGAUAACCUGUCCCUCUGCAGCGCCUUCUCCAGGCAGUCGCGCGUGUCCAGCCUGGCGUCCAGGCUGGGUUCCGACGUGAGCGUUGCCAUUUUCACGCCGGAAAACUCACUGAGGAGCAUGAGCCCGACGGAGGCAGUCGUUCCCUAUCACAUAAACACGCCCUUGUCCGACAGACCACUGGUCGGCGAAGCCAUCCUUCCCUGUACGCCCUCGUUCCUGCCGCUGCUGGGGAACAUCUCCAUCCUGGGGCAGCGGCAGUUCUCCUUCCACGCCCGAGAGCCCGACCACCUGACGAAGGAGGUGGUGGCGGCCGAGAACAACAACGGGUAUCCCAACGGCGUGGCGUUCAUCGCGCUACCCAGCUCCACCUCGAUCUUCCCGCCCGUCAACGGCUGGAUCGAGAGGGACCUGGUGACGGACUUGACGAAGGAAGGCCUCGCUCAGGUCGAGAACCCUCGGAGUCGUAUUGGGUUCGUGGCGUCGCGCGGCUCCCUCCUAGUGCAGGAGGCGAGGUCCGGCUCGAGGGCUCUUCGGAGGAAGGAGUCCUUUGUCGGUCGCCUGAGUGUGUCGGUGAAGAGAGGGAAUGAGAGUUCAACUGCAAGUGACCCCGAUGCCAUAGGCAUGGGCGUAGUCAGCGUGACCACUUCGAGGGCGGAUUUGGUGGGCGCAGACGAUGACGACGAAGUCACCGAAGAAUGUGGGUGGUUAUGUUUCCGACCCAAGUUUCUACAGAAGACGAGGACGGCGAAGUGGGUCCUCUUCUGGCUUUGUUGGGCCGCGGCUGCUCAGGGAAUGGUUGUGAAUGGGUUCGUCAACGUUUGCAUUACCUCCAUUGAGAAAAGAUUUGACCUUCGAUCGACGGACACAGGUUUAAUAGCCGGAGCUUACGACAUCGCCUCAGUGCUGUGUUCCGUGCCCGUUUCGUACCUCGGGUCAAGACCUGGCAGCUCGAAGCCACGGUGGUUAGGGCUUGGGGUUUUCAUCAUGGGUAUCGGGUCUUUCUUCUUCACCGUUCCCCAUUUUGCAUCUCCUCUCUACGACCCGAGAAGUGGCAGCGAUUCUACUGCCAAAGUUCUCUUCUGUUUAAAAGAGGGAAGUAGGAAUCCUAAGUGCGGUGUUAUAGUGGAGGACUGGAUUUCUUCCUUUCGUCAUAUUUUUAUAUUCGGUCAGUUCUUGCAUGGUGUUGGGGCGUCGCCCCUUUAUACCCUGGGUAUCACCUAUUUGGACGAGUCGGUGCCAGUCAAAAUGUCAUCUAUGUAUCUUGGGAUCUUCUACGCUAUGGCAGUCAUAGGACCAGCAUUUGGUUAUCUGUUGGGUGGCCAGUUUCUCAAAAUCUAUAUAGAUUCUCCAAAGGUAGAUCCUGAAAUCUAUGGCCUCAACCCCAAUAGUGAUCUGUGGCUGGGUGGCUGGUGGAUUGGAUUCCUCCUGUCUGGAGCCAUAUCCAUCCUCAUUUCUGGUCCCAUCAUGGCAUUUCCUUAUCAGUUACCAGGUGCCAAAGCGAUAAAAGCUGAACGUGUGUCAGAAGCCUAUGGGUCUGAUGCAGAUCCCCCCAGAAGUUCAGGAGGAUUUGGACGCCUAGGCGAACUUCCAAUGGCUGUUAGGAUUCUCAUUCUAAACCCUACAUUUGUGACUCUCUCACUUGCUGGAGCAACUGAGGGUAUCCUCUUGGCAGGAUUUGCAACAUUCAUGCCCAAGUUUCUUGAAAAUCAGUUUAGUAUGCCUGCCAGUUUUGCUGCUUUACUUGUAGGCUUCGUUGUUGUACCAGCUGGUGGUGGAGGAACUCUUCUGGGAGGCUGGCUGGUGAAGAAACUGCAGUUAAGAUGUUCUGGAAUCCUGAAAAUGUGCAUAAUAUUUUCAUUCUUUUGCCUUCUUUCCUGCCUCACAUUUGUUAUUUCUUGUCCGAACAUUGAUUUUGCUGGUGUCAGCGUUGGCUACAAUAACAGAACCAUUGUACCAGAUGUCCCCAAUUUGAAUGCGUCAUGCAACAGUGAGUGCAGCUGUGAAGACGUUCCGUAUGAUCCCAUCUGUGGUACAAAUAAUAUAAUGUAUUUCUCACCCUGUCAUGCUGGAUGUACUGGCAUGAAUAAGGGUCUCGAUGGCCUUAAGGUAUUCACAGGAUGUGAGUGUGUGAAGGUUCAGCCAAUCUCGCCCACUAGUCCUUUCAGCACUACUACUGCAUCUGCCUCAGGUGUGACAGAGGCAGGUGGUGAUGCGAGAUUGGCCCCAGAUUCUGCUCUGAGAGAGAAAUGUCCUACAGCUUGCUCACUCAUGCCCAUAUUUUUAGUGAUUUUCUUCAUAGUUAUGAUACUUACAUUUAUCAUUAGCUUGCCAGCUUUGGCUGGGACGUUACGGUGUGUCCCUGACACUCACAGAUCCUUUGCUCUUGGACUCCAGUGGAUAGUUGUGAGACUUUUAGGCACUAUUCCAGGGCCAAUUUUAUUUGGUGCCCUCAUAGACAAUACCUGCACUUUAUGGCAGUCAACAUGUGGAAAACGAGGAUCAUGCAGAAGUUACGAUAACUUUUACAUGAGUAGGUAUAUGAUGGGCAUAUCUAUUAUAGCCAAAGCAUUAUCUACGAUUCUGUUUUUCUUGGCUUGGUAUUUAUAUGUACCACCCAAAAGUAGCCAGGAUGACAGCCAAACGACUGGAGGAGGAGCUACCAACAGUGGGAUUCCUGUUUCCGCAAUCUCCAAAGAUUCAAAAGAAAUAAGAGAAUUGAGGGGUAUCGAUAAUCCUGCUGCUGAAUUAACUUAGGGAUGAUUAGUGCUUUUUAAUAACUUUUCCGAUAAUAUCAUGUAUAUAUAUGAUAUAUAGAUAUAUAUUAUAUAUAUACAGUACAUAUAUAUAUAUUGAUUUUUUAUUUUUUAAGACUGACGUGAUUCUUUUUAAUCUAUUUUAUGUUAUGUAAUAUACUUGUAUAUGAAGUACUUGGUUAGAAUUUUAAUUCUACAAUUGAGAGAUAUGAUAAUGAUUAUGUGAAUUAGGGCAUUUUAAAUGUGGAUGCAAGGAAUGGAUGAGAAGUGAUAACUUGUCUUUGGUUUUUAUGGAAUUUUCUUUUCAUUUAGGCACAGAUGAUAUCUUCUAGUGGUUCAGGUGCACAAAUCCUGCAAGUUUUAUUGAUUAUAUGUGAACCAGAUUUAAAAAAAAAAAAGAUUGCUGACAUAUACAUCACUGCCUUAUUGUGUUCCUUAAGAAACUGAUUAUUUUGAGAUUAGGCUUUUUUUAUUAUAUAGUGCAGUAGAACUUUAUGUUGUUAAAGUGUUAUAAGUGAGUGGCAUAAUGAGACCGAUAAAUUGAAGUUGUUAACUGAUAAGGCUCACGUUUUAUGAAGUGAAAGAAAUUGGCAUCUUUAAUCCCUCUGAUUUAUAUUUAGGAUAUAUUUAUACUUGAAAAAUUAGCUACAGGAAUUUUUCACCGGGCGACACAGGUCCUCCCCCAGAAAUAGAUUUUUCCUUUCUCAAAAUCCCUUUUAUAUGAUUGCCAAUGAACAAGGCCAGGUAGGGAAGGUCUAUUGCACAUAAGUUACAAUUUUCUUAUUUUAAGUCAGUGCAUUUGAGAAUUCAGAAGAUUUUUGUCAUCUUUCAUUUUCGAUUAACAAACUUUUAGCCUGUAUGUGAAAGAAAGUGUCAGUGAACUAACUGUGAAAUCAGAAUAUUUUAGGUACAGUAUGAUCAUUUUUAGAUACACAGUGUUCACUUUAUAUCAUUGUAUAUCCACAGAGUACAAGAGAAAGAAGAAAAAACUAAAACUGAUAAAACAUCAGUCAAAUAAGUACAACGUGCACAUGAGAAAGAAAAACCACCAAGAAAAUUAUGAAUGCAUGCAGACCUGGACUUAGGGCCACUUGAAGGGUUAAAAGCCUCUUUAGAGUGCUCAAUCUUUCCUGCUACAUGCAUUCAUUAUGGCUUGUUAGCUUUCUUAACAAAAGACCAAAGGGUAAUUUUAAAGUAAAAGUAGACGGUGAAUCACAGUAUGAUGAGAAAAAUACAGUUAAGUAUGCUUAUCACAAAUAAAUGAAUGACAUACCAUAUAUACUGUAUGAAAUAAUAUAAAGUGUAAAGUAAAAUAUCACACGUGCAGAAAAUAUAUUUAUUACUGUAACAGAGUUUAUACACAGACUGCCAGUGCAACCAUACUGUAUUAAUGCUUCUGGGUAAAUAACUACACCCAGCAUGAUAUAGGGUGACCUGACUGCAAAAGCUAAGCUUUUGUUUAAGUAAUACAUGAAGCUUUAUAUAAACUUUAUAUCCCCAAUAUUUAAAUACACAGAUAUUAUCACGAUGUUAGUAGUUGAACAAUUAUUUAAAAUCUACUGAAUGCUUCAGUUACUUUUCCAAGUUGAACUUUGAUCAGCUAAGUGGGAAAUCCAUUUUGAAGCACAUUACUAACAGAGAGCUGAGUGUUCUACAUGAAGCCCUGCCUUGCAUUCAAAGAUUUGCAAACCUGCAGAAUUCAGAGUAAAUCACUCGAAAAGUUCUGCUACAAUAGCUGGUAUCAACAAAUGCCCCUGUCUCCCUCUCUAGUGUUCCUUAGGAUCCCAGUCUCACCUAUUCUUUUUAUCCCCUUUAUCAAUUCAGUUUUGCUUUUAGCUAAUGGAUCUUUCUCUUUGUCCUUCUUAAAGAACAUCAUAUCAAAAGCCUGUGUCAUUCUCAUGAAGUUGUUUUGGGUUUAUCUUCUACCAAGCUGCAGACUAUUCAAGAAAUCCUAGGCCUUAUGAAAAGAAAAAAAAUCACAUGAUUAUGAUGAUAAAAAUAAUGGAUAUCUUUCUCAAGUUGUGGCUUACAUAAAAAAGAAAGCCUGAUACUGAGUAUACAGCCAAAAAACAGUUACAAGAAAGAGAAUAUCUCCAGACAAGUUUUUACAUAGCAUUUUAUUCCCUUUUCCAGAAAAUGAGGGUUAUUUUCUUGUGACCAUCCAAACAGACUGAGAAUGGAGAAGUAAAUAAUUACAUAUCCAAUGCUGUUUAGAAUGAAAUUUCCUAAUGCUGUGAAAAUAAGAUUAACCUCAAGUACAGCACCAAUAUCUUUACAUUUUUAAGGUAGAAAAAUGAUACAGAAACAUACUUCCAAUUAGAAUUUUAAUGGUCUGAGAAGUUAGUUGACAAUAAGAGGAAGACUUCAAUUACAAACUGUGGGAGUCAGUAACCACUUAGAGUCCACUGUACAUAUAUGUAUACAUUAAUUAGCAGCAUGUAGCCGCUGACACCCAAGUUACAAAGUUUUUAAAUAAAAAUGUAAUAGUACUUGACCAAUUCAAAGUCAGCACUACAUUCAACUGGAAUCAGUCUGGACUUGUAUAUGUUGUUUUGGUUUUCUUGGAUGUGGCUAAUAAAUCUGAAAGAUCUAGCUGUUUCCUGUAAGAAUAGUACAUGCUCCGCUGAAUGGCCUAUGCUGCCCCAGUGCUUGGUGUUACACCUAAACUUUAUACAACCAACCAACCAACUAAUCAGGAAGCCUCUUAAUUUUUAAAUGCUUACAUAUAUGAUGGUAAUUGUAUAAGCAAGAGAAUGGAGAUUAUCACCAUUACUAUCAUUAUUUAUUAUGAAUGUUAUGUAAAAUUUUCCCUUCGUGUGGUUGAUGAGGGGAAUUCGCACUCAUUCCUCUUUGUUCAAACCUUGUCUAGGUCUUAAUUGUAAACUCUUUCUCUGAUUUGCUUUGCCUUGUUACUUGUCUUUGUCUUAUCACACGCACAACCAUCUCGGUCUACUCUCCAGUAUGGGGACACCACAUCUCUUAUUCAUUUCCUAAUUUUUAGUAUGAAAUUCCCAUGAAUCUGAGCAUUUUGUAACCACAUUUCUUUGUUUCAUAAUUGUUUACUAUAUCCUUUCAUGCUGUAAUUAAGAUUACUGCUGGCCCUUACCAUCAUUCUGACCAUUGACAAGUUGACUGAGACUGAGGUCAACAGUCAGUGGCGCAAUUAGAAUCUGGUUAUUUGGAAUAUCCUACUGAUCCCUGCUCUUACUAGCUAAUGAUGGGAAUAAAGAAGCAGUCAUUGCCAGCAUAAUUAGUGAAACACGCUUUCUUAAAAUCUUAUAAUGCCUUUCACAUAGACCCACCUACCUCUUAUACUAAAGGUGGACCCCUGAGAUGUAUUGGAAUUCUAGGCAGGAUAAAAUGGAAGUCUCCUUAAACCACAUUUUCCUAGCUCAUAUCUGUAUGAGUGUCCUGGUAGGAGGUUUGUUGCCAUAUUUAUUUGUGAUAUACUGAUGUCAUCAACAUACCUGAACAAGACGAUACAUUGGAGUGGUGGCACUUCCCAUCUCCCAUUUUCCUAGGCUUUGCCUGCAAGAUGCCUGACCAAAACCCACAUUUAAGAAGAAAGAUGUCUGAGUCUUUAUUAAUGGUAGUGCCUCUUGAUUAAUUUUCAUGUCAUAUACUGUAUCCAAGUCAAUAAUAAAGUAGUAGGUUUUCUAAUAUACAGAAUUAACUGUUGGACAUUGAUGAAAAAACAAUGAUAAAAUGCUUGAUUCUACUUUUUAGUAUCCUUAAGUAAGUAAAAGCACAUUAGUCCUGUAGUUUUGUCCUAUUAGGUGAUGCCAAAACUUAUAUUCUAAGUAUGUGUAGAUUAGGAGAUUUGGGAAGCAGAGUUCAGGUACAACUAGUGCUGCUUAAACUAUUUUCUAUAUCCUACAAAGUUUCCCUCCCAAAUAUUGUCUAAUUGGUGCAUGAAAAUAUAAAUUAAGAUGCCUUCAUGUUGAAAUGAAAAGAAACAAUAAAAGCUGUGAAUGACAGUGAAAUCAAAUCAUAGCAACUGUAGAUUGAUAAAAUUGUUAACCUAUUGUUGUGUAUUGAAAGUAUAUCUGAUAGACAUAUUUUUAUAGUUUGGACGCUACAGUCAACGAAGAGUAAUCAAAGUGAUCGUUAUGAGUAGUAGUUUAUAUCAUCAUUGUGUACUUAGGAAUUACAAUGAUUUCUAAAAUGGUUUCUCUUUGCUAAAAUGCUUUGUUAGUAAUGAAUUCCUUGUAAAUUGAUGAGAAAAAGUGUCACAGUUCUUUUAUACUGAUCAUAUGUAGUAGGUGCCCGGUAACUAAGAACUGUCACAGUGUGGUUGUGAUUGCCUGUAGUGUGUGUGUGUGUGUGUGCAUCUGUCUGUAUAUUAGCGGAAAUAAUGUUGAGCAAAACAUAGCCUUUCCCCGAGUGAUUGUGCAAAAUAUUUGAGUACUAUCUGUAUAUGCUGUGUGUGUGCGUGUAUGUGGGAAUCCAAAACAUUUGGAAAAUUUUUAUUCUGUGAUUUCUAUUUCACACUGUAAAAUACAUUCCACUAAGCAUAAUUAUUUUGUUUGUAAAAUGCAGAAAAUGUUCUAUAAUAUACUGUAUUUGUAUAGAUUUUUACGUAGUAAAUGUUUUAAUAUUAUUAGAAUUUUCAUUUCAGUUAAAUGAUUGUUUGUUUACUACUCAAGAGCAUAAGAAGAAUGAAAUAAUCAAGGGUGGUGCUGACUUCAAGUAGAAAUAAAGUUUAUUUUUAGUAA
Macrobrachium nipponense is the source of this 8170-nucleotide messenger RNA. RefSeq names its product solute carrier organic anion transporter family member 4A1-like (gene Oatp26F). Gene Ontology annotation, cellular component: plasma membrane. The record is from RefSeq and is a predicted model, not a curated record. Gene Ontology annotation, molecular function: protein binding. The transcript is spliced from 14 exons. The coding region runs from base 403 to 3456 and encodes 1017 amino acids. Gene Ontology annotation, biological process: sodium-independent organic anion transport; transmembrane transport. Lineage: Eukaryota; Metazoa; Arthropoda; Malacostraca; Decapoda; Palaemonidae.